Messenger RNA from Anopheles nili, 1236 nucleotides. RefSeq names its product protein max (gene Max). Gene Ontology annotation, cellular component: RNA polymerase II transcription regulator complex. The record is from RefSeq and is a predicted model, not a curated record. The transcript is spliced from 6 exons. NCBI's taxonomy places the organism in Eukaryota, Metazoa, Arthropoda, Insecta, Diptera, Culicidae. Gene Ontology annotation, biological process: positive regulation of transcription by RNA polymerase II. Gene Ontology annotation, molecular function: protein dimerization activity; DNA-binding transcription factor activity. The coding region runs from base 163 to 744 and encodes 193 amino acids.
GUGAAAUCAUAACGUGUUGCACUGCACCUGCGCCGCUAAAAGAGGAAGUGCGUGGUGCGUAAUUCGGUAAUUUAUGCUACUCUGAGUUUUGUCAGCUCGAUCGACCGCCUUCAUCUCGGUUCGCCUGCAUUGAGAACCAUCGUAGAAAGUAACAGCCCGUGGAUGCGCUUGCACGAGGAUAACCAAGGACGGAAGCAAAGCACCGGCGAGUGGUACGACAAUAUGAGUGAUGAUGACCGGGACAUCGACAUAGAGAGCGACGAUGGGGAUGAUUCAGACAACACCAAAUCCCAAUCUCGCUCUGGCGCCGGCAGUCACUUCUAUUCUCAGGCAGAAAAACGCGCCCACCACAAUGCCCUUGAACGGAAGCGACGUGAUCAUAUCAAGGACAGCUUCACAUCGCUGCGAGAUUCGGUACCAUCGCUGCAGGGUGAAAAGGCUAGCCGCGCGCAGAUACUGAAAAAAGCUGCAGAAUACAUUCAAUUCAUGCGGCGGAAGAAUAAUGCGCACCAGCAAGACAUUGACGACCUGCGUAGGCAAAACGGUAUGCUCGAGUCGCAAGUUCGCCACCUGGAGCAGGCGCGGUCCACUGGGAACUUUGCUGAUGGCGCCGAUCUGGGCCACGCAAUCAACGACAGCUCCCGCGAAUCCGACAGCUCCGACAUCGACGAGGUUCCGAACAACAACAACAACGGGCUUGGCAUGCGACGAAACAAAAAGAUGAAGACCAACUCCAAUUACUGAGGUUGCUCAGGCGGGCGAAGUUUUGGGCGCAGUUCGAGCGGUGGCAUUGUAACAAAUCAAGUUACAUACGUUUCAACAUCGGACGGGUCGCCCCCUCUUUGGAGUAAUUUUAAGUGAUAGGCAGUUCUCUUUAUAGCUCAUCGAAAAACUCAUUUUCUCUAUUGUGUACCGUACCUUAGCAGUACGAGCUCAAAUAUAGAACUACAGCUGAAGGCUGUUUACUGUAUUGUUUACUAUACGAACGUUUACUGCGAACUACAACAAAAAGGUUGCUGAUUGCAGCGUAUCAAUCGGAUGGAUUCGUAAAACAAGUUUCAGUUUUGUGUAAAGUUUGUAAAUUUACUUGUGUAUUAAGGAUUUUUUUGCCACAUACUCAGAGACCAGGGAAUAUAUUCUUGUACAACAAAACACGUAAUCACAGUGUCAAAUAAUGUUUAUAUUUUAAACAGAUGCACGCUGGACAAAACAGAAAUAAAACGAUAUUUAGUGAUA